Molecule: messenger RNA, 1972 nt
Organism: Aspergillus alliaceus
Lineage: Eukaryota; Fungi; Ascomycota; Eurotiomycetes; Eurotiales; Aspergillaceae
Product: 2,3-bisphosphoglycerate-independent phosphoglycerate mutase
Exons: 5
Coding region: 273-1832 (519 amino acids)
Biological process (GO): glucose catabolic process
Cellular component (GO): cytoplasm
Molecular function (GO): manganese ion binding
Source: RefSeq, a predicted model, not a curated record
GACGAACAACCGGUCGCAAAAAGCCCGUGACUCUGAGAGUCCCCAAGUGACGUCGCACCGCAAAACCAGUUGACUGACACUCUCCCUAAAAGCGUCACCGGCAGAACACCCCUCCCCCUCCAUUUCAAUCACCCGAUACUCCGGUUAACCUAUAUCUAUUUUCUUCUUCUUCUCCUUUCCUUCUCUCCUUUCUCUCCCACCACCUCUUGCUUCUACUCUAAUUUCUACUUAUUCUUCCUUCCUUCUACAAUUGACCGUUUCGCAGCUGCACCAUGGCUAAGGUUGACCACAAAGUUGCCCUCAUCGUUAUCGAUGGUUGGGGUGUUGCCGGUCCCGACUCUCGCAAGGAUGGCGACGCUAUCCUCGCUGCAGAGACUCCCUUCAUGUCCGGUUUUGCCGAGGCCAAUUCGAAGACUGCCCAGGGCUACGCCAAGCUAGAUGCCUCGUCACUUGCUGUCGGAUUGCCGGAAGGUCUCAUGGGCAACAGUGAAGUCGGCCAUUUGAAUAUCGGCGCAGGACGUGUGGUCUGGCAGGACAGUGUCCGUAUUGAUCAGACUCUCAAGAAGGGCGAGUUGAACAAGGUGGACAAUGUCGUUGCGUCUUUCAAGCGCGCUAAGGAGGGCAAUGGGCGUCUUCACCUUCUUGGCCUGGUUUCCGAUGGCGGUGUCCAUUCCAACAUUACCCACCUGGUUGGCUUGCUCAAGGUUGCCAAGGAGAUGGAGAUUCCCAAGGUCUUCAUUCACUUCUUCGGCGAUGGCCGUGACACCGAGCCUAAGAGCGCUACCAAGUACAUGCAGCAGCUUCUUGAUCAGACUAAGGAGAUUGGCAUUGGUGAGAUCGCCACUGUCGUUGGACGCUACUGGGCUAUGGACCGCGACAAGCGCUGGGACAGAGUGGAAAUUGCCAUGAAGGGUGUAGUAUCGGGGGAGGGCGAAGAGAGCUCUGAUCCCAUUAAGACUAUCAACGAGCGCUACGAGAAGGACGAGACCGAUGAGUUCCUGAAGCCUAUCAUCGUUGGUGGUCAGGAGAGACGGAUCCAGGAUGAUGACACCCUUUUCUUCUUCAACUAUCGCUCUGACCGUGUUCGUGAAAUCACUCAGCUGCUUGGCGACUUCGACCGCUCCCCCAAGCCCGACUUCCCUUACCCUAAGAACAUCCACAUUACCACCAUGACCCAAUACAAGACCGACUACACAUUCCCCGUCGCUUUCCCUCCCCAGCACAUGGGUAACGUGCUCGCCGAAUGGCUCGGCAAGAAGGAUGUUCAGCAAUGCCACAUAGCUGAGACUGAGAAGUACGCUCACGUCACUUUCUUCUUCAACGGUGGUAUUGAGAAGCAGUUCGCCGGCGAGGUCCGCGACAUGAUCCCAUCCCCCCAGGUCGCGACCUACGAUCAGGACCCCAAGAUGAGCGCUGCAGCUGUCGGUCAGAAGAUGGCCGACCGCAUCGGCGAGGGCAAGUUUGAGUUCGUCAUGAACAACUUCGCUCCUCCCGACAUGGUUGGCCACACUGGUGUGUAUGAAGCUGCCAUUCAGGGUGUUGCGGCCACCGACAAGGCCAUCGGUGUCAUCUACGAGGCCUGCAAGAAGCACGGCUAUGUGCUGUUCAUCACUGCGGAUCAUGGAAACGCCGAGGAAAUGCUCACCGAGAAGGGCACCCCCAAGACUUCUCACACCACCAACAAGGUUCCUUUCGUCCUGGCCAAUGCCCCCGAGGGCUGGAGCCUCAAGGAGGACGGCGUGCUUGGCGACGUCGCACCGACCGUUCUCGCUGCCAUGGGCAUUGAGCAGCCUGAGGAGAUGAGUGGACAGAGUCUCCUCGUCAAGGCCUAGAGAUACCCUAAUACAUAGAUCGUCUUGGUGCAUCAUUUAGAGACGAUUUGGGCGGGUUAUGAAUACAUGAAAGUUAUGGAGUUCAAAUGUCUGACAGUUUGAUGUAGUAUAAAAUUAGACUUUAGAGGUUGCAGGAAUGA